AUGGAUGACGGCUCUGGCAGCUCCCUGGGCUCAGCUGUCAUCUUCUGGUGCAUAGAAGGAUAUCAGCUUGUGGGCAAUGGAAAGCUGACUUGCUUGCUGAAAGGAAGUGUCUCUGACUGGAGCCAUCCUCCACCACACUGUGAAGUGAUCCCAAAGCCAAUGGACAAAGGUUUCCGAGUGGCAGUUAUAGCCUCUCUCAUCAGCGGAGUAGUUAUUGUUACCAUGUCCAUCUCAUUUGCUGUUUGCUGCCUGCGAGACAGAAGGCUGAGAGGAACUGAACACGGAAAUGGAACCGGUGAAGAGCAACAGCAAAGGAGGAAAUUUAAGAUUGGAAGAGCCGGCUCUGCUAAGCAGGAAAUGGGGAAACAAAGGAGUCACUUUGGGAAACUGAAGCACAAUCGCAGGCUUCACUAUCGUACCUCCGCCCUCUAUAGUUGUGCAUAUCCUGGGGUACUGGCAGGAUGCAACAACCAGGGAUUUCAAAGAAGUCAAGAAAACCUACAGAAAGGGGCUCCGCAAUCUUUAUGCUCUGAGAUCCACAUCUUCCCACAGGUUGUUUUGAAGCCAGGCACAGUCCCAGCCGCUUCCAUGUUUGUUCACUUACCUCAGAAACAAGGAGACAUUCCUUUGACCGUGAAACCCUGCCACCCCAAUCUCUUUCCAGAUUUGCCUUCUGCUUAUUACAGAAGAUACGAAGGACUCCAACUCUUGAGCAAGCAGUGA
Euleptes europaea (tarantolino) is the source of this 723-nucleotide messenger RNA. RefSeq lists its product as uncharacterized. The transcript is spliced from 4 exons. NCBI's taxonomy places the organism in Eukaryota, Metazoa, Chordata, Lepidosauria, Squamata, Sphaerodactylidae. Gene Ontology annotation, cellular component: plasma membrane. The coding region runs from base 1 to 723 and encodes 240 amino acids. The record is from RefSeq and is a predicted model, not a curated record.